AUGUUAAUGUCAGCGAGAAGACUUCCUAAUAUUGUAGGAUGGUGUUCGAUUGGCCUCUUCAGUGCAUGCAUAGUUCAAUCCUUAAAAGAUGAUUCGAAGGAGGAAACCGACGCGAUAAGCAAAGUUCGUCAACUUGUUCCAAGAGAUCGGAUCGUUGGAACUGAAUACAAUCUACUGACCAAUCAUCCACAGCAUGCCUUUUUCGACGAACGUCGACUGGCACAAUCCUCAGCUAGUACCAGUAGCGAAUCGAUUGAUGGUGAAGACCUAGUGAGUCUGAAGGGUUCAACCUACGACCCCCAAAAGGUCCAUGCCUCCGGAUCAUCGGCUGCUUUUGUAGGCAUGCAAUUACACGUUUAUCACCACAUGCCUCAGCACUUGUCGGAUGCAAGCUCAGUAGUAUCAGGGGACGAGUGCCAUGAAAUCGAAGCUCAAACGACAGCAGAUAUUGAUCAACUAGGAGAUGAAAAUGAGCGGCUAUACUACGACUCCUUCGUUUAUGAAAAAGCUUACCAAUUGAUAGAACCAUUAUCAUUAGAGCUCGGUGUACCACCGAGGCACAAUCUGGAUUUCGCCUACAAACCUGUGAUCCCUCAGGAUAAACCAUUCACGCAACAGCUCGAAAGUGAUGAAAAGGAUGACGGUACAGAUAGUCCGCCGGACACACCGUGGGUUGAUGACGACAAGAAAGAUCCAGAAAAAUUAGCAUGUACAGAUGUAUCACCCACUGAAAAUGUAUUUUCAAACUGGUGGAAAUGGUGGCUGCCGUGGUCUCAUAAUAAGUGGUGGCAAAACCAUGGAUCUAAGCGAUCAGACUAUAAGAUGGGAGAUUCUGCUUUUGCUGGGGGCUCACAUGGUGAGAUAUGGAAAGGACACCGAAUAUGCCAUGAUUUAUCGAGCACAGAUUGCGAUGAUAAGAAACCAUUGAUAUUGAAACGGCUCCGCGUCGAAAAAGGUUAUCGUCUCCUUGAGGCUGGGCUUCGCGAGAUCUAUAUGGGCAAUUGGAUCCGACAUGAGCUCCAAGAGGCACAACAGUCCUUGUACACAGCUUAUGUGGAUCACUUCUUUCGCGAGAUACCCGUCAAGAGAUCAUUUGGUCUGUAUCAGAAUACAAAGCUAGAGCUUUGGAUUGUCUUUGAACAUGCAGGUGGGCCAUCCUUGCGUUCGUACAUUUACGACACCGUCACCAGUGAAGGAGGAGGAUUCGUCAUGUACCAGCCCAGUCGGUUGUGGUCAAGCCUUCGAUCCUUUCGAAGAAAAUCGGAUCAUCAAGAUUCAUCAUUGUCUGUCAAUCUUCGAGAAGGAAAGAGCAGCCAGUCUGAUCUGCAAGAUGCCAACAGCAAUGACCAGCCAAAGCGAGAGCUAGCAUCCAGAGGCAAUGGAGGUGACGUACUUCGAACAGUCCUGAAACAAGUCCUAUCCUCAGCUGCGUUACUUCAUGAAAACGGAUAUGUACAUCGCGAUAUCAAACCGUCUAAUGUAAUGUGCUCGACCGAUACUACACCUUCUUACGACUGGAAUGAAAUUCCUCAACUGUCUAACAUUAAGUGCAGAUUAGGUGACUUCUCUAGUGCAUGGGACAAUAACUACAUUGCAGCCCAUUUGUACACUAUGGGGCCAAGUCCAGCUGAACAGACGGACGAGUAUGCACCUCCCGAAUCCUACAUCAGCGACGAAUGGGUACCCUUCGACAAGGACAGACCGCAGAGCUAUGAUUCUUGGAGUAUUGGAGUGUUGGCAUUGGAGUUGCUAUUGGGCACGCCGAAUGUUUUCACUGUAGAUCAGAGAACAACAGCGUUGCUCACCAACAAAAUGAAAAAAGAAAAUGCUUCGGAGGAAGAAAUCCAGCGUGCACUUUAUCUUGCGGCGCUGUCGAACUUUUGCAUUUACAUGCCUGGUAACACACGAAACAACAAUCCAAAGAAUAAUCUAAGUGGACCGAGUACUGGUCGAGACAGCUGGCCACUUCGGCACGGUGAUCCAUUGCACAAAACGUCCAUAUCACAGCAAUCUUGUACGAUGCGCGACUUCCACCAUGCACUUCGCGCAAGAGAUCCACUCGGACUUGGUUUUGAUUCAUCGGCUGAUUUGCUGCUGCAUUUGAUCUGGCAACUGCUAGCAUGGGAUGCAAAAGAUCGUAUCACAGCUGCUGAAGCUCUUCUUCAUCCCUAUUUUUCGAGUCCGGAUGGCAGUCUCUUCGAUUCAUUAGAGUGGGACGCGCCUCCGGCCACCAUGUUCUUUCCGUCGUCUGAUCCGCGGCUGGAUUUUUACCCGGCUGCCUACUCAGUCGAUGAGUUUGUGUGCCCCAAAUGUGGACGCUCUUUCUCCGACUGGCGUUCUUGUCACGUCCAUGUAAACGCUCGCAAACAUGGGCGCUUUUGCACCUACGAUCGGACUAACUUGCCAACGUGCAUCAAUACGCAUUCCAUGCUGCCCGCACAUCCCACGUCGGGAUACUGCGACCUCCAAGGGCGAAGAAGUGUGAUUGAAGAUUUUCAUUCAAUUCAAUUGGAUGCUACUGUUCAAUUCUAUGGUAUCUUUGAUGGACAUACCGGCAAUUUAGCGUCAAAAUAUGUUGCCUCCACUAUGUAUGAUCAAUUGCUUGCACAUCUGCAUCUCAACGGGCUCUCCAAUCUCACCAAGACCGAUUCGCUGCCCACCAUUUGGAAAGAAGAAAUUCGAGCCAAUGUGUCAGGGGCCUUUGCCCAACUUCACGAAGACUUUGUAGAACGGACAAGUAGAAUGAAUGGUUCGACUGUGGAUCGCUCUGGCACAACGGCAACAAGUUUGUUGGUCACCGACGACGUGGUAGUGGUCUCGAGUAUUGGUGAUUCGAGGGCCGUUCUCUCUUCAAUAAAUGAAAAUGGGGAAAUUACAGCCAUUCCACUCACAAAGGAUCAUGUAGCAUCCGAUCCUAGCGAGCAAAGCUUUGUCAUCGAAAAGGGAGGUUUUGUAAGUUCUGUUGGAGGAAUUGAUCGUGUCAAUGGUACUUUGGCCAUCACUAGGUCGAUUGGAGAUGUUGGAUUGGCACCAGUGCUGAGUCGAGUACCAAAUGUUAAAAUCUUCACACAUUACGAGAUAGGGGACCUUUGUGGCGCAAAUCAACAUCAAAGUAUUCCAUGCUUUGUAGUUUUGGCCUCAGAUGGGUUAUGGGAUGUAAUGUCCAAUCAGGAGGCUGUUGAAAUGGUUGCCAUUGUCAUCGCAUCGUAUGAUGCAACUGAUCGAGUCAGUUGGAACAACGGAGGGGCUUUUCAGGAAGCAGCAGAAGUUUUGGCUGUAGACGCCUAUGUUCGCGGAAGCAAUGACAACAUUGGAGUAUGUGUCGUUGCAUUGCUGUCUGGGGAUAGAUAA
This is a messenger RNA of Cylindrotheca closterium, 3351 nucleotides long. The record is from the annotation of a GenBank genome assembly. NCBI's taxonomy places the organism in Eukaryota, Bacillariophyta, Bacillariophyceae, Bacillariales, Bacillariaceae.